AUGUUUUUCCCCGUCUACGCAUUGGCGAUAACGGCGUAUGAGUUCCCGUGUCGUUAUGCCAGUAUUUUCCUUGUCCUAACGAUGGUGCUUAUGUGGUGCGUCCAUGAAACAGUGCGUUCACUGAGUGCAUUGCCAUUGGAAUUUGGGCAAAACGUCAUGGUGUAUUACGCCAUGGUUAUUGUCAUUGAGGCCUACUGCCAGGAGGCACUCUACCGCGGGCAGUACAAGGCUUCGUCGAGGGUGGAGUUCACGCUCGAUCGCAUCCAUGGGACCCUCACGGCGCUGAUGCCCCCAGAGGUCGUCAGCGAGCUGCGCGUCGCCACGGGGGCAGUGACCCACUCCUACACCGCCGUCACCCUUGUGCAGUCUGACCUUGCCGGCUUCACGCGGUUCGCGAGCACCCUCGAGCCGGCGAAGGUGGUUGAAUUCGUGAGCGAGCUGUUCGGUCGGUUCGACAAGCUGACUGACACAUUCGAGUUGUACAAGGUCGAGACUGUCGGGGACGCAUACAUCGCUGGCCAGGGAGGCCCUCCGCUCACGAGAAAGAACUCUCCGGUGGCGGUCGUACUCUUCGCCAUGCAGAUGGUUCAGGAGACAGCGAAGUGGUCCAGGAAGUUUGGCGAGAACAUCGGAUGCCGCGUGGGUAUCCACACGUCCUCUUGCGUCGGGGGCAUUGUGGGCACCGAUAUGCAGCGGUACCACCUGUUCGGUGAACUCAUGACGUGCCUGGAGAUCCUCGAGUCGACUUCGCACGUGGGGAAGGUCCACGCGAGCAAGGCUUGCAAGGACGCCGUGGACGAAGAGGUGCGCAAGAACCGGACGACUGAAGAGCGCUUCAAGUUCGAGACCCGUACAGAGCCAUGGUUGACGACAUCGAAAGGUGAGGCCCACCAGUAUGCGGACAUAUCCAGCAGCGGAGCCCACACUUGCUUCGUCGUGACCUGA
This is a messenger RNA of Prorocentrum cordatum, 945 nucleotides long. The record is from the annotation of a GenBank genome assembly. Lineage: Eukaryota; Dinophyceae; Prorocentrales; Prorocentraceae.